This is a messenger RNA of Lytechinus variegatus (green sea urchin), 3387 nucleotides long. RefSeq names its product synaptotagmin-14-like. The record is from RefSeq and is a predicted model, not a curated record. Bases 614 to 2215 code for a protein of 533 amino acids. NCBI's taxonomy places the organism in Eukaryota, Metazoa, Echinodermata, Echinoidea, Temnopleuroida, Toxopneustidae. The transcript has 6 exons.
UGAUGGGGAUGACGUGUGAUGUAUAUCACAAUGUCAUAGGAUCUAUGCAUGUUAAGAAUGGUAAUAGAUAGUGAGAAUGGGAGAUCUCUGACAUUGGUAUAAGUACCUGAAUGUUGUCAAUGCGGAAUACAGAGGAAUCAACAGGAGACUGCAAUCAUAGGACAUGAGGCCAUAUAUAUGGAGCUUAGACUGUGGUGUAAGCCCAUCACCUGUUAUUUCCUAAACACUUCUCAACCGAGUUUAUUGAUUUCUACAGAGUUUUUCCUCCCUACUUGCCAAUUGUUACUGCAUAACAAUACAGCAAGCAUUGAUUGUGAAGCAGAGGAUGAUUCCGUUAUAGUUAAGAUGGCUGUCGGUUAGUUUUCUCUGUGGUCUUCUGACUCUGGAUGAAGUAGUGCUUCAAGCUGCCUGAAGCUGGAGAUGGGAAGUCACCUUUGCUGAUGCAUUGGACACUGAUUGCUUCAGAAAAUGCACAUCGCUGAUACACCAUAUUGUAGUUGAUAGAAGAAUGGUUUACUUUUGAAAACCUCAUCAAUUUAAUUUCAUAAUCUGUGGUAUAUAGCUAGAUCAACAAUUCUAUGUGUAUUCUUCAGUUAUAAAAAUCCAAGUUGCCAUGGCUUUUGAUGAAUUCACCCAGUUCAUAGGAAGCUUCAUCAGCUCCUUGCGUCCAAACAAGGAUGAAACCGUUGCGGAUCCUUCUGAGAAAGAGAGUAUGUUGAAUGAAGCGGAUAGGGAACAAUCGAGUAGACAUGAUGAUGAUCGUGAUGGUGGUGAUGGUGAUAUUAGAGAACGCAUGCUGUCUCAGAAGCAUCCGUAUUCCAGUGAACACGGUGUUGACUAUGAUGACACAGGGAUAGAUACCCCAGAAGGUGCAGAAGACCUUGAGACUAUCCAGGAAGGACAAGUCCUGCACCUUCCACCAUCUCCCCUAUAUAACACUGACAGCGAACAUUGCUUGAGCGAAGGGACGUCAUACUCUGACCUCAGCGACAUCACCAGUUCUAAAAGUCUUCCCGUGACCAGACGGAUUAGUGAUGACCAUCGGUAUAAGCUCCUACCUAGGAGUGGCUCAGAAAUUCUUAAUGUUGCAACGAGAGACAAAAACCACCAGAGAAAGAUUAAGCUUACUCAACAUUAUUCACCCAGAGGUUAUUAUGGUGUGAGAGCAGAGGAUGCAGAACAAGGUGACAUAUCGAUAGGUCAAGAAGGCCAUGAUGAUCCUGUGCAAUCAGAGAUGGUGGAUGAUCUGCCUCUGGUUGGAUCAGAAGAUGACGAUGAUAUAGUUGUAGAGAAUGUCCAGCCAGCUGAUGCGGGUCCCUCCAUUGGUGAACUUGAAAUUGCUUUCCAGUACAACGGUGAAGCAAGGCGUAUGAAUGUCACCAUCAUCAAGUGCCAUAACCUACCAACCAAGGACGAAGGUGGAGCUUCCAGCUUCAGGCUACGCCUUCUGCUGCUUCCAAGCAAACGCCAAAGGGCUAAGACCCACAUCAGAGAGACUCAGGAGCCUCUCUUUAAAGAGUUGUUCAGGUUCUCUCGGAUCUUCCCUCAUGAGGUUGUGAGCACUGCUCUGAGGUGCAGACUGUAUGGCUGUGAGAGGAUGAGGAAGGAGAAGCUAAUUGGAGAGAGCAUCAUCAAGUUCUCAUCGCUAAACAUUGGGACCAAGCAAAUCAUCAAAGUCAGAAUCGACCCUCGCAGUGAUGUGAGCAAGGAUGGCUCCUCUCCAUACUCCAGUACCUCAGAUCUGUCCGACUCCAACAGUUCAUCUUCUCUGCAGUCAAUGAGUCAGGGUAGUGUACCCGAGAUCUUGAUAGGUCUAGCUUACAAUGCCACCACUGGGCGGCUGGAUGUAGAGGUUAUCAAGGGAAGCCACUUCAAGCAGAAAGCUGCUGGUAGAGCACCAGAUUCCUUUGUGAAGGUUGCUCUAAUGUCAUCCAGUGGCUUUGAGAUCUCCAAGAGUAAGACUUCUGUCAGGAGAAGCCAGUCUAGUCCAACAUUUAAGGAGACAUUCUUUUUCCAGGUUGCACAGUUUCAGCUUCCUGAGAUGACCCUACUCUUCACGGCGUUCAACAAGAAAGGAGUGAAGCGAAAGGAAACCAUUGGUUGGUUCUCAAUGGGUCUGAGUAACAGCAGCGAAGAAGAGAUCGGCCAUUGGAAUGAGAUGAGAGAAUCAAAGGGUCACCAGGUCUGUCGAUGGCAUGCAUUAUUGGAAUCAUAAAGGAUUAAACCAUAGAGUACUUCCUUAGACAAAUACCCUUUAUCUCUCCUUCCGAUCUUGUACCUGAUUAACACCAGCACAAGGGUUUGCUGAUGAGAUUAUCAAACAUGUACUCCCUUCUACUAUCAAGAUUGUACAGCUGUGCAGAAUCAGUGUCGGUAACGGCGUGUUUCGACAAGGAAGCAAAAUCAGUAUGCUACCCGGUCACACAAAGCUUCGUGACUGAUCGUAAGAAUGAUAUAAAUGAUUGCUUGCAUUAGUCAUAUGUUAUCAGUCGUACAUAUCGAUGGUAUGAUCAAUUGCUAAGCUUUGUGUCAAAGGGCUUAGGAGUUUAAAAAAUGCCCCUGAGAAAAAGCAAAUCUAGUGAAUAGUGCAGGGGAGGGUUGUUUCUGCUCAACUUUUAUUGGCUCCAGGCUACUCUGCAUGCACAGACUAAUAUUUGACAAACUGUAACCAAUUAUACAUGUCUAGAAUAAAGACUAGAUGCCAAACACAGAGGCAGCAAUAUUAGAUAGUGAGUCUAGUCUCAUUACAUCAGACUGUGCAUUAUGCACUAAGUGAAUAGUGAAAACCAAAGGUCUGUGCUUGCAGACUAGUACCAGGCAUGGUUGGUCUAUCUAUCCUUUGAACAAUAUUUGUGGAUGGCGUAGGUAUGUCCUCAAGUAUUACAUCAUUUUGAUCUUUUUCGUGAGCUGUGUUGCAUUUAUGCUUUCAAUGAGAAACAUUUGAAGCACACAUUCAUUUACAGUGUUAUAGAUCAAAUAUUGUAUGGAAAUGAAAAGGAUGCAACUUUGCUUUGAACGAUUAAACUGCAUUUUAAAAUGUCAAUUCUGCCCCUACAAAAGUUGAGCAUGAAUGAAUGAAUGAAACCCAAGGUUUGACUAGUGCCCACAAGUAUCAUAUCUAGAUUAUUUUUGAAUUAUUGGAAUAACCACAUGAUACUGGGUUUAUUAAGUUUAUUUAAUGUUAUCAUUUGUUUACUUAUAGAGCUUUGAUAUUCACAAAUAAGAUUGUUGUCUGUUGGAUGACAUAUAUGCCAGUGGUUUUAAAUGAUUUUUACCUCCAUUAAUUGAACAUUAGCCUCCAGGCUAAUGUUCAAUUAAUGUUGCUGUUCAGAUUGUGAAUCAAGUGCUCUCAAAUUCUAUUAGAUGAAUUUAAUGUUUCUUAAUCAU